GCUGGGGAAUCAUGCAUCAGAAGCUGCUGAAGAGCGCGCACUACAUCGAGCUGGGCAGCUACCAGUACUGGCCGGUCCUGGUGCCCCGCGGCAUCCGCCUCUACACCUACGAACAGAUCCCCGUGUCCCUCAAAGAUAACCCCUACAUCACCGACGGCUACCGGGCCUACCUGCCUUCCAGGCUGUGUAUCAAAAGUUUGUUUAUUUUAUCCAAUGAGACGGUAAACAUCUGGAGUCAUUUGCUGGGUUUCUUUCUCUUCUUCACCCUGGGAAUAUAUGACAUGACAUCCGUGCUGCCUUCAGCAAGUGCAUCCAGAGAAGAUUUUGUAAUUUGCUCCAUUUGUCUUUUCUGUUUCCAGGUCUGUAUGCUUUGCUCAGUGGGCUAUCAUCUUUUCUCCUGUCAUCGGUCAGAAAAAACUUGUCGAAGAUGGAUGGCAUUGGAUUAUGCAGGGAUUUCUAUUGGAAUCCUGGGCUGCUAUGUCUCGGGAGUGUUUUAUGCAUUUUAUUGUAAUAAUUAUUGGCGUCAAGUGUACUUGAUCACCGUGCUCGCAAUGAUUCUCGCAGUGUUCUUCGCACAGAUUCAUCCCAAUUAUCUCACACAACAAUGGCAGAGGCUCCGCCCUAUCAUCUUUUGUUCUGUUUCGGGGUAUGGAGUGAUCCCUACUCUUCACUGGGUUUGGCUUAAUGGAGGAAUCAGUGCUCCUAUUGUACAGGACUUUGCACCCCGAGUAAUUGUGAUGUAUGUGAUCGCUCUUCUUGCUUUCCUGUUCUACAUUUCCAAAGUUCCAGAACGGUACUUUCCAGGACAGCUAAACUACCUCGGAUCAAGCCACCAGAUCUGGCAUAUCCUUGCAGUAGUGAUGUUAUACUGGUGGCAUCAGUCAACAGUAUAUGUCAUGCAGUACAGACACAGCAAGCCUUGCCCUGACUAUGUUUCGCACCUGUAAAUUCAGGAGAGAAAUAACAGUAGGGCCCUCUGAGGAAAGUGAACUUCUGUACCUUCCACAGCUUGUGUGAAGAGCCACCAAGGCCCUCAUCCUGUUCUUCUAAUGUGGCAUGAAACUACUGCCCGGCAUGCAGGAGUUAUUGCCGAGUCCACCUGGAGUAUCUACUGUUUAGAAGGAAAUGGAGCAGCACCAAAUGGGUCUAAUUCGACUGGUUGGGACUGUUGAGACUCACGUGGUGUAACAAGUUCUGUAAAGGGCACGGCACCGAAGUCAUCCAUUCUCAAUGCGUCUGCACUAUGGAAUGACCCGUGCACUGAAUUCUGUCUUGGCCUCCCAGGCAAGAUGGUAUUGUGGUCAACACAGAUGUCGCUUAGGCCCUGAUGGGACUGGUGCCACGACAAGUCUGGAGGAUGGAAAGGCUUGGCACCAAAGGGGUCCAGCAGACUCUCCUCGGGUUGCAGGCCACUGCCUCUGUCUCUGCCAUCAGUCAGUGCAACGCUGAUGUUCUCCUUCGAGUCGGAAAUUGUUAAAAACUCACUGCUGCUUUGUGAGUCUCUGCGGCCCACCUUCUUGUGUCUGCGGGCCCUCUCGGGGGUGCGGUAGGGAGGCUUCAGGGGCUUCUUUGAACUGGUGGGUGUGCCGUGGUGGCGCUUCCCAUUGCUUUUGGACACAUCCUGCUUUGUGCGCCUCUGGCGAGAAGUCAGUUUCUGCAAGCUGCGCUGUUUGACUUUCUGCUGCUGACUUCCGGUUAUUUCCUCAAAGGGCACGAGCCCAAAAACAUCCUCCCUGCUCUCACUUCUACUCGCUGAUGUGGAAAAUGGCUGAAAGGGAGUGGAGCCAAACAUAUCUACACUUCUGGGCCGUGCAGGCAACGGGCGCGUGUCAGGCCCCGCUGUGGGCCAGUCCUGUACAUUAUUCACCUUCUUGUUGAAGGGUGCCCUUGUGAACACAUCAAAGUCCUCCUGCUCCGGAAAUGUCUGCUGGGAGAGGUUCUUCCCGUUCCCCCUGUGCUGCUGCUGUGGAGCUUGCACCGCGAAGAAGGGAACCGCACCGAACACAUCAAACUCCUGGCCAGGAGUCAGCGCAUCAGUCGGUGAACAGGCGGGGGAGAGGAGUGCUGGGUCAGGGGCUGGGCUCCGCCCCCCACCAGUUUCGUACUUGGCUUUAGCCUGUUCAUACUCCGAGUCAGAGCUGUGUUUGUCCUCCUCUUCCUCAUCUUCAGAGUCCAUGAGCAAAGGCCUGUGACCCAGGUUCUCGGGCUCGGUGUCGUCAUCAUUAAAGUCCCCGUGUUCUCCCUGA
This is a messenger RNA of Cricetulus griseus (Chinese hamster), 2246 nucleotides long. Lineage: Eukaryota; Metazoa; Chordata; Mammalia; Rodentia; Cricetidae. The record is from RefSeq and is a predicted model, not a curated record.